This is a messenger RNA of Exophiala spinifera, 1050 nucleotides long. RefSeq lists its product as uncharacterized. Gene Ontology annotation, cellular component: cytoplasm. Gene Ontology annotation, molecular function: nucleotide binding; oxidoreductase activity. The record is from RefSeq and is a predicted model, not a curated record. Bases 1 to 1050 code for a protein of 349 amino acids. Lineage: Eukaryota; Fungi; Ascomycota; Eurotiomycetes; Chaetothyriales; Herpotrichiellaceae. The transcript is spliced from 3 exons. Gene Ontology annotation, biological process: NADPH regeneration.
AUGGUUGUUGGAAUCGCCAUCCUUGGGGCUGGCAUCUUUGCAACGGAGGAGCAUCUCCCAGCAAUUCGAUCUGUGCCUGCCCUAUCGCUCAAGGCCAUCUACUCACGGUCGCAGAAAUCAGCAGAAACCCUUGCGAAGACUGCAGGACCGGGUGUUGAAGCAUACUAUGAAAUUCCCGCAACUUCAGAUCGAACCCUCGAUGCAUUACUGAAGCGGCCUGAUGUUGAAGCUAUCAGCGUCGCUGUCCCUAUCUCAAAAUCGCCGGACCUCAUUCGCCGGGCCUUCGAGGCAGGCAAGAGCGUACUUAGCGAAAAGCCAAUUGCUCCAACUGUUGCUCAGGCCCAAGACCUCAUGAAGCUGUACCAGAAGCAGUGUCAGUCGAAACAGAUUGUUUGGGCCGUGGGCGAGAACUUUCGGUUCUGGAACUCAGUCAAUCGAGCAGCUGGAAUCAUCCGCCAGCUAGACGCCAAGAUCCUCACCUUUCGGUGCGAGAUCUAUCAUUUCAUCGGCGUCGAGGACAAAUAUUUCCAUUCAGACUGGCGCCAGACAGCCAGUCACCCAGCCGGUUUUGUGCUCGACGCGUGUAUCCACUUUGUAGCCAUUCUUCGCUUCCUGCUGGCUGCAGGCGGCCAUACUCUCGCCACCGCAGCGGCGUCUGCAAAGCUCCUUGACCCUGCACUUCCGCCUGUGGACACUGUCUUCGCGCUACUCGAAACCGACAAGGCUGUUACCGGAACCUUUCGAUUUUCAGUCGGCAUCCCCUUCUUGGACGGAAUUGACUACGACAUCGUCACAGACAAGGGCGUCGUUCAUGUUCAGGGUCCUACCGUCGUCACAACACGGCUCAGGAAUGCUGCUGGUAUCAUAGUAGAAAGCAAGUUUGAGGACGAGAUGACUUUCGGCGUGCUGGACGAGUUCGCUUCUUUCGGGGCAGCGUUAAAUGGUUCAGAAAUGGACACGAGGAUAUCGUUUCAGGAGGCUCUGUUGGAUCUACAACUGUUAGAGGCAAUGCUGAAGUCAAACGGGGAGAGUGUAUCCAUUGCCUGUUGA